AUGAAGGUGUUUCGGGACCUUCGCUUGGUGCAGCGCCGACCCACGCUGGACGCCUUCACCGCAGUUGUUGAGCAUGCCCUGCAUGCACAGCAGCCAGUCCGCCACAAGGUGGCAUUGGCAAUGCAUCGCUUGCAUACACAACGAGGGGAAGAGUUUAACAGCAGUUUCGCCGAUCCCUGGGCAGACGAUUUUCUUCUGAACUGCAUCGGCACUGAGAUGCUUAUGUCGCAGUACUUGGCUUGCGUCACAAUGGAAGAUUCUGGCGCGCUCCAAAGGGGACAUGCCAUGGCUGGGAUCAUCGACCCGGAUUGCGACGUAGCACAGAUCUGUCGAGACACGGCCAUGCACGUGCAGCAGAUCACAGAGGACACGACUGGUCGUUGCCCGCUCAUCCAGGUACAGGUCUUCCAGGAGCGUGCAAUUCCACGGUUCUCAUACAUCCCCGGCUUCCUACGCUUCAUCAUGACGGAGGUACUGAAGAACAGUUGCCGAGCUACGGCCGAAGUCGCCAAGUCAGAUCGCGACGUACAGAAGCGGCCAAUCAGUGUGAUCGUCUGUGCGGACGACCAUGAGGUUGCAAUUCGGGUCAGUGACCGUGCACGAGGGAUUCCUUUUGUCGUAGGACAGAAAGUUUGGUCCUACCUCUACACAACUGCUGGCAAAGGUCCCAGCUAUGGUGACGGAGCCACGUCACUCGCAGGUUACGGUGUGGGACUGCCACUUUCUCGCCUUUAUGCCCGAUACCUGGGCGGAUCAUUGAACUUGGUAUCCUUGCCGGGAUAUGGCACAAGCGUUGAUUUGUUCCUUCCGCGCGUGAAUGCGAAUCAGGACGACGUUUCGGAACGUUUCAUUGGUUGCGCUGCGAAGUAUGGAGCCAUCAUGCUUGGCGAGCCCAUCAAGCCGAAGCAUGCGACGGGCAACUCGCCCAAUUUCGUAUUUCCCAGAGUUGGAUUCCUGGGGUACACUUACUUCAGCAACGUGCGCGAGCAACCAAAGCUAGUUGCAUCUGAACGUGAGCUGACCCACUUCAUCCAAAAGGAUCUCAUACUAUUGCUUGAUGAGCUCAAAAGGGAGAUGGACCAGACAUUCUGGGACCUCGGAACAUGGCAAGUGUCUUUUCUGAUCACGGUGAAGGUCUACCUUGUCGCGAUUCUGCUUGCGACGACUGCUGUACGACAGGCUGCGGCAGCUGGAAACAGCACCGAAUGUGGCGAGGACGCCAGUGAACCAGUUCUUCCCCUGUUUGCAACGUUGCCGAUGAUCGCGUUCCUUGUAGCAUUAUCCGGCCUCUUCUCCGGGCUGACCUUGGGCCUGAUGGGACUGGAUGUAAUCGGCCUGCAGAUAGUUCAGAAAGGCGAAAACAAGGAGCUGGCCAGGUGCGCUGCGAAGAUCGCGCCAAUUCGAGAGUCUGGAAACCAACUUCUGUGCACGCUCCUCUUGGGCAACGUGGCCGUGAAUUCUGCCUUGUCAAUCCUGACAGCGGACAUUGCCAAUGGCAUUGUGGGGUUUUUGGUCUCUACUGCAUUGAUCGUCACUUUCGGCGAGAUUUUGCCCCAGGCGGCUUGCUCCAGGUAUGCGCUCCAGGUCGGCGCGAGAACGGUUCCCAUUGUCAAGUUUCUGAUGAUAUUGUUCUUCAUCGUCACCAAGCCGAUGAGCCUCGCUUUGGAUUGGCUGCUGGGCCAGGAGGUUGGCACGAUCCACAGCCGAACAGAGCUGAUGGAGAUGCUGAAGCUUCAGAUCUCCUUGGGUGCUGUGGAUGCGGAGGAGGGUAAAAUUGCACAACAGGUUGCUGAAGGUGCCCUCAGCUUUCGUGACAAACAGGUUGGCGACAUCAUGACACCGCUGGAGGAUGCCUACUUCUUAAACAGCGACACGAAGCUUGGAUACGAUGCUAUCCGGGAGAUCUUUGAGACCGGAUUCAGCUUCUCGUCUUCAGGAAGGAACGUAUCACAAAGAGCCACCGACGUUUCCAACCAUUUCCAAGGUCGAAUUCCCAUUUAUGGAAGAGAUAAACAUGACUAUCGCGGCCUCUUGUACACGAAGGACGACUGUCCAGCCCCUGCUCUGUGA
This is a messenger RNA of Symbiodinium natans, 2070 nucleotides long. The record is from the annotation of a GenBank genome assembly. NCBI's taxonomy places the organism in Eukaryota, Dinophyceae, Suessiales, Symbiodiniaceae.